CAUUGCAAUAAUCGAGUGGAGGACUAUUAACAAAUAAUUGCAAUAUUUAGCUCAUUAUGAAUAACCACAAGUGGACGCUGGUUAUGAACCAAAUUCCCCUCAAAUACAUUAUCACUGCACCGGCAUGUCUAUUUAUGCUAUUCAUAUUUUUUUACUACUGCUAUUUGAGUGUCCGGGAGUGUCGAAGAUCUCGGGGACGUGAAAGUACAUCGCUUCUGGGACAAAUCGGUGAAGAGCAAAUACAAGUUUAUUAAUAAAGUGUGUGAAUCAUGGAAGAGAUAAAACCCCAAGGAAAAUAAAUAAAUAUUUAUAACAAG
Messenger RNA from Drosophila serrata, 317 nucleotides. RefSeq lists its product as uncharacterized. NCBI's taxonomy places the organism in Eukaryota, Metazoa, Arthropoda, Insecta, Diptera, Drosophilidae. The record is from RefSeq and is a predicted model, not a curated record.